AUGACUCCUAUUCCCUGCCAAUGCAUUGGGAAUCUCUUAUAUGAUCUUCAUCUCGACUCCCCGUCGCUUGGGGAGAAGAAGGGCCAUUACUUCUUCCUGAAUGAGAAGCUCUAUUAUUUCUCUUCCAUGUUCAGUGCUCCCUACCGCUACUCUAACCACUCCCUCUGUAAUCUUGACCUCGUGUCCCCGUCGUUCAAGGAGAAACUCUAUUGUUUCUCUUCCAUGUUCAAUAUUCCUUGCCGCUUCUGUAACUACCUCCUUUGUAAUCUUGACCUCGUCUCCCCGCUAUUCAAGGAGAAGCUCCAUUAUUUUUCUUCCGUGUCUCCAAUUAUUUACCGCUACUUUAACCACCUCUUCUGUAAUCUUGACCUCGUCUCCCCGUCGUUCAAGGAGAAGCUCUAUUAUUUCUUCUCCAUUCCCUGCCGCCGCUUUGACUACCUCCUCUGUAAUCUUGACCUCGUCUCCCCAUCGUUUAAGGAGAAGCUCUAUCAUUUCUCUUCCAUUCUCUGUCGCUUUGACUACCUCCUCUGUAAUCUUGACCUCGUCUCCCCGUCGCUUGAAAAAAGCGUCAUCAGCUCUUUCCCAUUUUCUAUGUUCCCUGCUGCCGCUGUUAAGGCGUCUGUGGUAAUAAUAACCAGCCUGCAACGGAGGUUCGAUGGAACUCUAGGCUCACAGUGA
Messenger RNA from Lindgomyces ingoldianus, 678 nucleotides. RefSeq lists its product as uncharacterized. Bases 1 to 678 code for a protein of 225 amino acids. Lineage: Eukaryota; Fungi; Ascomycota; Dothideomycetes; Pleosporales; Lindgomycetaceae. The record is from RefSeq and is a predicted model, not a curated record. The transcript has 2 exons.